ACGUCAGACUCACAGGAGUUAUCAGAGAGCAGAGAGGACAGCUUCACUUCCUUCUUUCAUUUCAGUCACUCAGAACCAACAAUGCAUCAGGCUCCUAAAAAAUCUACUGCUAAAUCUACUGCUAAAUCUAUUGAUGAACAGCAGCAGCCUGAUCCUGACCAGCCGAGAAAGUGUUUUCUCCCAGGCCUCCCUCUCUAUGAAAGCCCAAAAGAACAAACCGGUGAACAGACGAGAAGAAUACCUGAAAGCAGAGGCUUUCAGAUAUAAUGCUUUCAUGAUUAUCAAGAAAAUGGCGUCGAUGAGUAAAGUUCUUGACCAGAGACAGCCUAGAGAUCCUACUCCUAAGGAGUUAAUGGUUGAGCUUCUUCACAGCAUCUUCGUUUUGGGAAAGAUCAACACACCGCCAGUUACCCCAAAAGAUAUUCUGAGUGAGGAUGCUGAUUUGAUGAAGGAAUGUAAGAGCCUAUUGCCUCUGACUUUUGACCUCUAUUCCUCUGAGAAACCCAGGAGCAUUCCAGUACCCAGGCGGGGGCCAUUUUCAUGUGUGCUCGACAUGGUUGUCCACGACAAUAAAAAAUCUGUUAAACCCCAGACUGGAUUAGAGCAGGAAAAAAACAUCAUGAAAGAUCUGCAAGACCUCAUCAAGAACCUGGAGCCGAAGGAGAAGAAAAAGACGAAGGAGAAUGAAGAUAAGAAGAAGAAUAAAAACCAGAAUAAUAAUAAAAUACUUCUGAAGACAAAGCCUCUAAAGAAGACAAAGCCUCUGGUCUCCACAGCAAUCUGUGUCUCUCAGAGCAAGAAGGAUUCAGGUUCAGGUUCAGAGAGGUUCUACGGAGUCUCCGUGUCCAUUGGUAACCCUAAACAUUACAUCCGUGAAGUCCUGAUUGGUGCUUCCUGUCACAAGUUCUGGCACGAAUAUGUAGCUGACGCAGUGAUGACCUUCUAUCCAGAGCCAGAUAAAAAUAAAUCUCUCAUAAAGACAUAUUUUGAUGGAAAAAUCAAAGUUCCAGGGUGUGUCCGUUGCGAAACGUUUGAUCUCUAUAAAGAAGGAUCAGAGUUAAACGUAAAGCCUCCUUGUCCAUUAUGUUGUGAGUUGUUUGGUUUUAAAAAGGAGGGAGGACGGGAAAACCCCCACGGUAACUGUGACGAAGCUGAAAGUCUGAAAAAAACAAAACCAACAACAAAGAACUACCCCCACGGUAACUGUGCCGAAGCUGAAAGUCUGAGCAACUUGUUUAAAGAGGAUGAAAAAGUUAGAAAAAAAGUACAACCAACAUCUGAUAUGUACACAAAGAAUAGCAGAACGCAGGCUGUAAAGAAUUUCCGUGAAGCUCUUUGGAAUUAUGUGGAGAAGCUUCAGGAAAAUAUUUUCACCUUACCAAAAGAUUUUAAAUGGGGAAACAAUUGAAUAUUAAUUAAUGAGGAGUACCUUUAUCACACAGUGACCAGAUCUCUUUUAAGAUGAUUCUUGAUCAUAAAGCAGAGAUCAGUGUAGAACUGGUUACUGAAGGUGGAGGUCAUGUGAUCCCAGCUGUUAAUAUAUCCUGCUAAUGCUCCAGCUACUUACUACCAUAACUAUAAAGAUAUGAAUGCAUUCAUGGAAAACAUUGUAAACCAGAUGUGUCAACAACACCUCUCUUCCUACUGAACUCUGACUAACAAGAUGAUGAUAUUAAUAAUAAUCCUUCCAUGUGUCUCUGUGUGUGUCCUAUCUGAAGCUGAUGUUCUUCUCUCUGAUUCUGGCUGUUCUCAGUUUUAUCUUCAUGGUUCAAGUCUUAUUACAGUCUCUUCAUAUCUAAUAUAAUAUAAUGUGUCAACUGUUUGAGUAAAGCAUGCAGAAUAUAUAAACCAUAAAUAUAUCAUGUUUACAAUAAAAUGAUGGUGAUGAA
This is a messenger RNA of Perca fluviatilis (European perch), 1889 nucleotides long. RefSeq lists its product as uncharacterized. The record is from RefSeq and is a predicted model, not a curated record. The coding region runs from base 134 to 1408 and encodes 424 amino acids. Lineage: Eukaryota; Metazoa; Chordata; Actinopteri; Perciformes; Percidae. The transcript is spliced from 6 exons.